AAUUUUGUGUUGAUGCAGUAGGUUGCGCAUAUAAUAACAAAUCUAUCUCCAAAAUUAGCCUUUAAGGAAAACAAAAGUAUUUAUGCAGAUCAACUGAUCAAGUCAAAAACUGAAAAACUGACCGUAGAGCAACUUGGAAAGUAGUGUGGAAAACCAGAAAGAGGACAAAAGUGGCAAGCUGCAGCACGCAAGCACAAGUGACAAGUACGAAGAAGUGCCGUACCGUUCCGUAACUUUUAUAAACAUUGCGAUAUCGGGAUGUGCGAUUGGUUACCGCGAAUUCGUUACGGGACCGAGGGCGGGGCGUGAAGGCCAGCGUCGUUUCGUUUGUGAUUUUGCUAGUUUUUGGAGUUCAUCUGUUCGUGGAUCUUUCACUGGACUCUGUCUUCCUCAAUUUCCUUGGUGCUCCUGGGUUUGGGAUUGUUGAUUAUUGGUUGGAAAAAGCUAGCCAGAGAUUUGUUAAAAUCUGGGAUCCGAGAUUUCUGAAUAGAUUUCUGAUCGACGCAGUUUAGACUCAGGUUUUAUUUGCUGUUGAGUGUUGACUCAGACGACAGAAAUUGUUGCCACAUUUCUAGAUCUGGUUUAUCAUUCUUCCAUGCUGGCCCCUUCCAAGACUGUCAGUCUGUUUUGAAGCACGGCUGCGUGAUUCUUCCGCACGAUUGAACAUUUUGAUUUCACCAUCCUUUGAACUGUGCGACAUCUUCGUCCUUUCCCCACCUGUUCCACCAUGAGCAAACUAAACAUCAGCAACGUGACGGUCUUGGAGAACCCAGCCAACUUCUUCCAUCCCUUGGCGUUUGAAAUCACUUUCGAAGCGUACGAAGAUCUAAAUGAAGAUGUCGAAUGGAAGAUCAUCUAUGUGGGAUCGGCCGAGAGCAUGUCUUUUGAUCAGCUGCUGGAUGCGGUUGUCGUUGGACCCAUCCCCACGGGGCGCCAUCAGUUUAUUUUUCGGGCUCCCGCUCCGAAUCCCCAGAAAAUCCCAGUGGAUGAUGUCAUCGGUAUUACAGUGGUGAUGAUAACGGCCUCGUAUCGCGGGAAGGAGUUCUCUCGUGUUGGAUAUUACGUGAAUAUUGACUAUGCCGAUCCGGAACUGAAGGAAAAUCCACCCGCCACUCCGCUUUUUGAGAAGCUGGAGCGUAACAUUCUCUCCAACAAUCCCCGUAUCACCCGCUGCAAAAUUGAUUGGGACGACAAGCCUCAGAUGGAUGGCGUGUCAUCCAAUGCUAAUUCCUCUGCGAAUAUGGUGCCGCAAUGUCCAACUAAUUUCCACCAGCCGAUCGGCAUGCGUAUAACGUGUUUGCCGCCGAUGGCGUAUUCCACAGUGAAAACAUUCGGACGGAAGUCGUCUAAGACGGUGCCGUUGAAGCUCAGCCAUACCAGCUACUCUGACACCGGCCAACACGCGCUAAAAGUACCGAUGGAUAAUGCCACCGGAAGUGAUGCGCACGUGGAUAGAUUGCGACUGCAGUCGGUUGAAAAAAAGUGGGAAUCGUUCUUUCGGCAGAGUUGCCACACCGUGGACACCGGCGAGGAAGCCGCCUUUGAAGCCCAUUAUUUCAUCCAGAAUCUUCGCCGUUCCGCACUCAGCGCGUCGCGUAAUUUAAUUCCCUUCGGGUCGGUUGCAGCGGAUACGCCGGCUCUUUUAACGGAGAAGCGCAGCAUACUGCUGUAUUCUUUGAUGAAAAAUCUCAGAGCCGAUUUCAGCAUGACUGCCUCCAAUUUUCGUAUGGACUUUAUUCAGCAGAACGGCGUGAGCAUGCUGUGUCAAGCGCUAAAAAAGCUGCAAGACGAGAUUGGAAUCUGGGAGAACGUUGACGCUAAGGACGAUGUGGACGAACUGAAAAAUAAAAUGGUUGAUGAAUUUCACUGUAUAAUGUGCAUCAAAUUUGCGACUCGGGAUCCGGAUGGCUGCCGCGGCGUUUUGCAAGUGGACACGGGGAAUCUGGAGAUCAUCUGCCAGUCGCUACUGAGUCCGUGUAUGCAAUCGCGCAUCGCCGUCAUGGAUCUGCUGGCCAAUCUCAUUCACAAGCAUCCCAGCGGUGCCCUGCGACCGAUUUUGCAGCAGUUCACCACGCUGCGUCUGCGCUACGCACAGCACGAUCGCUUCCGCUUUCUCGUCGGUAUGUCGCAGACCAACGGGAAGCUGAAUCUGCUCUUCAAGGCAUCGUUGCUAAACAUGAUGAACGAAAUGCUGAAAGCCUGUCCAUCCGGCAACUAUCAGGUUUACCUUCAGACCGAACUGGAGGAAGCGGGACUCAAUGUUGACGAAGUGGAAAAGACUGCUAAAGCCAUGGCUUACAAAGACGAGUCUUAUGAAGAUGCAGCCAAUGUUGUCCGACAAGUGACACUGUGGAGAGAAAACUACAUCAUGGUCGACAAACCACGACGCACUUCCGCCAGAAUCUCCAUCCCCGUCUCUGCCCACCUACGAAUACGGUUCGGCCUGCGGCACUGCGUUGUCGAUGCGCAGCGGGUCACACGGCGCUGUCUCCAUCCCCACCCCGCUGCCAGUGCCCAUUCUCCCCCGUCCCUCCAACACUUCGCCCCCGGCGAAAUCAAAGUGGUCAUCAAAUCCAUCACUCCGCUGCAGGAGGCCGAAUACGCCAACCGCCUGGUCAGCAUCGGCGCCGCCGACGUCCACGCACCACCACCCCUCCCUCCUCCUCCGGCCCCCUACAAACCCCCGCCCCGCCCCCACACCUACUCGCAGAAUCCCAUGCACCGGCACGGCGCCGACAUCGGGACGGUGUCGGAUAUUUUGGUCAGGGAAGAAAUGCAAGCCAAUAAUAAAAAAGCAGAAAAAAACGGUCAGUUUCAUCAGCGCUCGCUGACGGAAGUCCCGGCCAAAUUCGGCGUGACCAAUCGGAAGAUGCAGAAUACGAAUCUGAACCAGCGCAUGGCCGAUAAGUUCUCCGGUGAGUACAAUGACUGGCGCCGGAAGCGGUCCGGGGAUUCGGUGGAUUCCGUCGACUCUCACAGUGACAGUGCGGAGAAUUCCAGUCCGGAAUGCCGCGGCGCGGUGUACCUGGUGGACGGCGUGUAUCCGGCGCAGAAGACACUCAUCGACGAUGUCCUCAUGCAGUUUGACCGGGCCUAUGACGCCCUGGAUGAGCAGUCAUCCAAAAGAUAGAUUUCAAGCUGACGUACAUAAAUGCCGCAUAAAAUAGUUUUUACUUACAGUACUUUCGUGGCUUUGUUAUUGGUUAAGACUUAGUAAUGGUCAGACUGGUUAGAACCCGUAGGGUACUGCCACAGAAAAA
Messenger RNA from Paramacrobiotus metropolitanus, 3260 nucleotides. RefSeq lists its product as uncharacterized. Lineage: Eukaryota; Metazoa; Tardigrada; Eutardigrada; Parachela; Macrobiotidae. Gene Ontology annotation, cellular component: nucleus. Gene Ontology annotation, molecular function: histone binding; actin binding; small GTPase binding. Gene Ontology annotation, biological process: actin cytoskeleton organization; DNA replication-dependent chromatin assembly. The record is from RefSeq and is a predicted model, not a curated record.